Penicilliopsis zonata CBS 506.65 is the source of this 1539-nucleotide messenger RNA. RefSeq lists its product as hypothetical. The record is from RefSeq and is a predicted model, not a curated record. Gene Ontology annotation, molecular function: hydrolase activity, hydrolyzing O-glycosyl compounds; cellulose binding. NCBI's taxonomy places the organism in Eukaryota, Fungi, Ascomycota, Eurotiomycetes, Eurotiales, Aspergillaceae. Gene Ontology annotation, biological process: glucan catabolic process. The transcript has 5 exons. The coding region runs from base 1 to 1539 and encodes 512 amino acids. Gene Ontology annotation, cellular component: extracellular region.
AUGAGGUUUACUAACUUGAUCAUUGCAGCCAGUGCUGCAGGCCUGGCGCACGCUGCGGUGAGAGCUCAAGCAAAGAAGCGCAGCUCCGGGUUUACCUGGGUCGGUGCUAAUGAAUCCGGUGCUGAAUGGGGUACCAACAUCCCCGGAACCGAGGGCACUGACUACAUUUGGCCCAACACGACUGCCAUCGGCAUCCUGAGGGAUAAGGGCAUGAACAUCUUCCGUAUUCCUUUCCUCAUGGAGCGUCUCGUUCCCACCGAGAUGACCGGUACCAUUGACGCUACCUACCUUGCAUCUCUGAAAACCACCGUCGAGGCUGUUACUGAGAGUGGUGCCUACGCCGUCCUGGACCCCCACAACUACGGAAGAUACUACGGAGAUAUCAUCGAGUCUACCACCGAUUUUGCCGCUUGGUGGACCACCGUUGCCAACGAGUUCGUUGACAACGACCUGGUCAUCUUUGACACCAACAACGAGUACUACGGGAUGGAGGAGAGCUUGGUGGUCGAUCUGAACCAGGCCGCCAUCGACGCGAUCCGUGCUACCGGUGCGACGACGCAGUACAUCUUCGCCGAGGGCAACUCAUACACGGGUGCCUGGACCUGGACCGAGAUCAACGACGACAUGAAGAGCCUGAACGAUACGGAGGGCAAGCUGAUUUACGAGAUGCACCAGUACCUCGACUCGGACGGCUCCGGGACCUCAUCGACCUGCGUCAACUCGACCAUCGGCCAGAACCGUAUUGAGUCGGCUACUGCCUGGCUCAAGGCGAACGACAAGCUGGGCUUCAUCGGCGAGUUCGCCGGCGGUGUCAACGAUGUCUGCGAGGAGGCCGUCGAGGGCAUGCUCGCCUACAUGUACGAGAAUAGCGAUGUCUGGAUGGGCGCCGAAUGGUGGGCCGCUGGCCCCUGGUGGGGUUCUUCUUACAUCUACGGUCUCGAGCCUGAUGAUGGUGUCGCCUACCCGGUCUACAUGCCCAUCCUGGAGAAGUACUUCCCUGACAGCUCCACCACGGCCGCCACCACAUCUGCUGCCGCCGCCGCCGCCGCUGUUUCUACCACCAGCACUACUGCCGCUGAAGUUGCUGCCACCUCUGCCGCUGAUGUCGCUGCCACCACUGCUGCUGCUGCUCCCUCUGAUGUCUCCGCCGCCUCUGCCACCUCUGAGGCGUCCGUCCCCUCCGCUACCUCUAGCACUGAAGCUGUCGCCCCGCAGGUGACCUCCUCCAGCACUUCCACCCAACAGACUUCUGCCAGCGCCAUCGCUGUCUCGGUGCCGACCACCUUCGCCACCGUCCCGGCCGCCGCCGCGACGACCUCUGCCUCUGCCUCGGCCGCCUCGGCGACCGGUAGUGACUCCGGCGACGAUGACGAUGACUGCGGCGACGACGACGACGACGACGACGACAGCAGCAGCAGCAGCGAGGAAACGGUUGGCCACUACUACCAGUGCGGUGGGAUCGGAUGGACCGGUGCCACGGCCUGCGAGAGCCCGUACACCUGCACCGAGCAGAACGCGUAUUACUACCAGUGCAUCUAG